CAGCCUCCCUGCGUCCUGGGAGCUUGAUUUUCAUUCCAUUCUGAGGUUACGCUUUCCUUUUUUUUUUCACUCCUUCCAUUGACCUCCGAUCGGUGUAACGCUACUAUCUUCGACUUGACCUGCGUAUCCCUUCAAAUCGAUCGGCGCCGGCGCCCCAUUCUUCGACGACUAUCGUGAUGGCGUCGAACCUCCCCAUCCCUAUUCCUCCGCGCACUCCGACUCCCCCCGCAGAUGACAACCCUGCCAGCACGGUUGAGCCAUCUUCCACCCUCUACGACAAGGAUUCAUUGUCGCCUUUGAGGGAUACAUUCACUCCCACCAGGGGUGUUUUGGAGGUCAAUGAUAGCAAUCGGUUGAGCCCUACGCGGGCAGCCUUCAAUCUCAGUCCAGCAAGUGCGCGAUCACAGGCCGAUCAGAGCGACAAUGUCUCGUCCGGUCCCUUCAACUUUCAGACAACAACUAUGGCCAAAAGUCCCGUGGUCAAAUCUAACAUUGGACAACGGCGCGGACAUAAGUAUAAACACAGUAGUAUAUCGCAUCAGAUCUUCCUCGAGCCACCACCUCGCGCCCCUCUCGCGUUGCCAAACUCGCUACCCAUCCCCACGUUCAAGGAAUAUCGAUCAAGUAUGUCCAGGGACCAGACGACCCGUUUCUGGUGGAGCUUGUGCCACAUGUCCGUCGCAGCGUACACUCUGUGGAGCGCGCAUGGGUCGCUGGCCAUGACGGCUCUGUCGCAUCUGAUUUUGUUUGACUCCAUCGGUGCCCUUCUCUGCGUCGCGGUAGACAUCCUCGGCAAUUUCGAGGUGUGGAAGCGUUCCAGCGUGCGCCAUCCCUUCGGGCUCGAACGAGCCGAGGUGCUUGCCGGGUUCGCCAUGUGCGUGCUCCUGCUCUUCAUGGGCUUGGACUUGAUCUCGCACAACCUGCAGCAUUUCCUUGAGUCCGCGGGCCACGAGCCGCAUCACUCGCACGUGCACGAGCGCGUGUCCUUGGGCCGCGUGGACUUCACAGCCCUGCUGGCUAUCGUCUCCACGCUCGUCUCGGCGAUUGGGCUCAAAAACCACGGCCGCAUCGGCAAGGCGAUGCGCUUCGGGUACAUUGAAUCACUACCAUCGGUGCUCAGCAACCCCUCCCACUUCCUGACGCUCUCCUGCUCCUCCCUUCUGCUGUUGCUACCGCUUGUCUCCAUCAAGCUCUACAAGUGGCUUGACGUGCUCCUAUCGGGAACCAUCUCCAUCUCAAUGUGUGUCAUCGGCGUGCACCUGGUCAAGACCCUGGGGUCGAUGCUGCUCAUGUCUUAUUCGGGCCAGGGCGUCACGGAAGUGAUGCACGACAUCGAAGCCGAUCCCUGCGUGCGGGGUGUCGACGAUGCUCGCUUCUGGCAGGUGCACUACGGCUUGUGCAUGGCGAAUCUGAAACUUCGCGUCUCAGGCCCGGAGGAGAAUCUGGCGCGUCUGCGCGAGCGGAUAAUCAGCUUGAUCAAGAACAGGCUGGGCGGGGGUUAUGGAACGGGAGGGCAGAAGUGGGAGGUGUCGUUGCAGUUCGCGAUAGAGAAGGCGUGAUGUUUGUAGUACAUUUAGUGUAUAUUAUGGAUUGGACAUAGGAUGUCAUUUAAGUGAGGGUACGAGCAUGACAUCUAAGCGUGAACAUAACUAGGAUAGGCAUGAAUGCAGUUUCCUUGCGCUUCAAUGGCA
Molecule: messenger RNA, 1691 nt
Organism: Aspergillus saccharolyticus JOP 1030-1
Lineage: Eukaryota; Fungi; Ascomycota; Eurotiomycetes; Eurotiales; Aspergillaceae
Product: cation efflux family protein family
Exons: 2
Coding region: 177-1559 (460 amino acids)
Biological process (GO): zinc ion transport; intracellular zinc ion homeostasis; transmembrane transport
Cellular component (GO): Golgi apparatus; membrane
Molecular function (GO): zinc ion transmembrane transporter activity
Source: RefSeq, a predicted model, not a curated record